CUGGUCGCUUUUUGGUAAGGACGCGCUGCGGGCCGCGUUAAGGGAUGUGGUGUGCGAAGAGGUAAAAGUAAAAGGCGAGAAGGAUUCUACUUCCGCAGCCGAUGCGAAGGACCUGGAGAAAAAACAAGCAGCGGAGCACGAGCAGCCGAAAAAUCGAGCGGGGGCGCGGCAGGGGGCGCAUCUUUCGUUGUUGCAGACGAAGAAUAAAUUUCGCGGCUCGACAAGCACCUCGACUGCAGAAGACUGGAGGCGUGGGGCGGUAACAAGUACACUUUCGCCACGGGUGCCGGCUUUGUCUAAAGUGGAAACCGCUCCUCGUGAAUACCAGCAGUUCAAGUUUUUGGACGUUGUUGGCGGUGGAAAUGAAGAUGUUGAUGAGCAUCAAGACGAGAUCUUCUCAGCGGCGUUGGAACAGUGUGCCGCCGAGCUCUCGAAAAUGAAUCUCGCGGUUGGGCAUAUUUCGCCCGCGCUGCAGAAAUCUUCCGGGAAACGCAGCGAUGCUACAGCGUUGAAGCGCCGAAAAUUGACACAUCUUGGUGUGCUCGCACGUCCUUUCUCGCGCUUGCCGCGCAGGAAAACUCGUGGCGAUCCCAGCCUCACGGAGAAAAGUAGAAAGGGAAAAAUGCCGUAUCAGGAAAAAGUGCGCAACGGCAGCGGCCACGAACGCGGAAAGAAAGCGGUACGAGAACGCAGAAGCUUUUGGGCGCGGGACCAGUUUUGCAGCCUGCGAAGAUCUGAAGAUCCCGUCGAGGUGGAUAUUAGUGCUGCACAAGCGGAUCGGGGUACAUCAACAUCCGGUGUUUUGAAUCCAGUAGGACGAGCAUCCUCCAAUGGGAAGGUUUCGACUUCGUCCUCCGCGGCGGCAGCCUCCCCCUGCCCGUUGACAGACUUUCUUCUCGAGGGCGUCGCGGCUUUUGAGGCGCGCCAUGCGGGUUUUGUGCCGAGGGGGAACGCGCGUUUCGACGUGCGGCGCCAGUUGGUUCACGUGGGCGAGGACAGCGUGCGGCAGGGACUGGCCGGCCUGCUGAAUGCGCUUGAAAUCGCCGAGGAGGUCAUCGACGAGCUGAGCGACUUGCUGGACUUGAAGGACGAUGUUCUUGCGAAAGGAGUCACAUCUACUUCGUCCGGUGCUGUAGACGAGCGGAGUAAGAAGAAGACGAAAAAUACCGCCGCCCUCCGGAAAGAUGAACAAAAACGACAGCAGGCACGGUUAGAGGCGAAGCUCCGGAGGCUCAAGUUUCUGACGGAGGUUCAGCGCGAGGGGAGGGAGAGGAAGGACGGAAUGGUGGGAACCGCGGAGCGAGAAACUUGGUUGGACUAUUUGAAAACCGGCACUUUGGAGAUUACGGCGGCAUAUGCCGCAAUGUUCAUCGUCAUGAAGGUCUACCAGCAUCCUGUGGUUCUGCGAGUGCCGCGACGCGCCCUUUCGAAUCCAGUUUUCCUCACGUUCGGAAACCUGUGAGGAGUGCGGAGAAAGGAACCGAUCCAGUGAAAGAACUACUGUGACGGAGAAGGAUCAUGAAACUGUACGGAUUAUGAUCCAGCGCCCGGCCGGAAUCUGUGCUCACAUCAUCCCGCCAGUAGCCACAAUCCACCGCUCUUCUACGUAUACUAGAAGGGUCAUGAUCAUGCUACGGGACGAGAGCGGCAUUCGGCGGUAGUUCUCGGUUGUGUUGCUGUUUUCAUUUGCUACUACAACUGCAUGGACGCACUUGCAUUGCUGUACUAGGCUUUUUAUAUUUCGUGCAGUAUAGUACUGCAGCUUGUUGAUGACGCUAUCGCUAGCCUAGGCCUCUUCUAACGAAACUAUUUUAUCGAAGCCGUCACUUGACUUGUACUUUUUUUCGCGCCGCAAUGGCUGGCAAUCAAGACGGCAGAAGGUCAUUUUCGCUGGUGCCUCUGGAUGAUGUAGAAGUGGCAGGUCACUGUUUUUCGCAUUUCUUGAGCACAAAAAAUUUACGCUUUUAUGAUUCAUUUAUAACUCUUGUUCGAAAUCGAAUCAAGGACCUCUUUUUCAUAGCACUACGACAGCUGCAUUUAGGGAAUACAUACCAUAUGACGCAAAAAAUUGUUGGAGUAACAAGCGGCAGCUUUUUAUGUCUCUGAACUUUUUUUGUUUUAUUUCAUUUUUUCGCGCACAUAGUUCUUUAAGUUCUUCUGCUCUACUGGAGGUCGCGAAUUUAUUUGCUCCGCAGUGCUGGUGAAUAACAAGAACUAUUUGAUUCAACGGAAAACAUAUCAAAAUGAUGUUUAGAAAGUAUGUUGAACAAGACAAAACGCAAAAGAUAAGUACGUUGCUUCUUGCUCGGUUUGUACAACGUUAUUUGAUGCACGACCCGUGGUACUUACAAGAACAGUGUCAAAC
This is a messenger RNA of Amoebophrya sp. A120, 2365 nucleotides long. Lineage: Eukaryota; Dinophyceae; Syndiniales; Amoebophryaceae. The record is from the annotation of a GenBank genome assembly.